Molecule: messenger RNA, 573 nt
Organism: Naegleria gruberi
Lineage: Eukaryota; Heterolobosea; Eutetramitea; Acrasida; Naegleriidae
Exons: 1
Coding region: 1-573 (190 amino acids)
Source: RefSeq, a predicted model, not a curated record
AUGUCACUUGUUCAACAUGUCAACUCUUCUCGACCAAACUGUGCUGAGCCUCUCAACACACAAAACUCUGGUUCUUCAGAUUCGUUUGGAAGGAAAACUCUUCAAGCAGCUGAUCAAGAUGUCAAGUUGUUGAACAAUAAAGAGGGCAUAACCUCUCUUCUCAUUGAUAGUAUGGCCAGAAAUGCAAUGGCUCAAUUAUCUCCAAGUGUUUUCAAUGGUGUUCUAGGCCCAACCAAUAAGUACAUUCCACUUGUUACAUUUGAAGCACAUGCAAAUGCCAAAUGUUAUGCAUGUCAAGUGGAUUGUUUGAAAAAGUGGAAAGGAUUAACGGAGAGAGCUCUUUUCAAAUCAUGUAAAUAUAGAUAUUUCUAUUAUGGAUGUGAUAGACCAUGUUAUGGAAGUCAUACUGCUUCACAGAAGGAUACUGCUGAUAUGAUUGCUAUUUGUUAUGUUAGGAAUAAUUGCAGAUUUGGAAAUGUAUUGCUUGAUUAUGCUAAAAAGUAUAAGAAGAAGGCAAUGAGUUCUAUUGUGUGGGAUAUUGGAACAGCUGCUCAAAAUACUAGAGCUGAUUAG